AUGCGACCCCCGCAACUUGAUUGCGUCUUACGUAUAGAUAGGUCAGAUUUCACUCGUCUUCACAGAUGGAACUGGAUCACAUUCCAAAGCGCUAUCAUCUAUUCUGGAACGCAUUUGGUUGCCAAAUCAAACAAGUUCAACAACAACCAACCUGGAUUGGGAGAGAAUUCUCCAAUUCCUGCAAUACCGUCCAAGUCAUUAGUGGAAUCGCUUCUAGUCGAGUGCUGUGCAAUUUCCGUCACUGAUAAUGAUAACUCAAUGGCGGCAUUCACCAAGCUAUUCUACUAAAAGAAGAAAUGGAAGAAUUUAAUAAAUUCGCAUGUUAAAGAGAACAAGAAAGAAUAAUAGAACUAUACCUAUAAGUGACAUUGAAACUAAGGUUGCACAAAUUAUUUAAUAAAUUAUUAUCGUAUUAAGCAUUCACCGAGAUUAAAGAUAAGCAAUAUUGAAAAUCAAAGAGUAUUUGAAAUCUCAGAGUUGACUAUCGCAGUGGCAGAGUUAUGUCAGUUAUAACUUCCGAGACCGAGGACGGAAUAGAAACUAUCAUCAAGCGUUGCGCAAACAUUUCGUUUUUGUAUUUUCUAACAUUCUCCUAUAUUAACAUUUUUACAAUUAAUAAAUCUGACACAUUUCUCUUAUAAAAUUUGUAUAAAAAGUGUAAGACCACUUUUGUGGUCUAAGAGUAAAUUAUAUGCAAUCCAAUAGAAACUUAAUUCAAU
Heterotrigona itama is the source of this 719-nucleotide messenger RNA. The record is from the annotation of a GenBank genome assembly. NCBI's taxonomy places the organism in Eukaryota, Metazoa, Arthropoda, Insecta, Hymenoptera, Apidae.